Populus trichocarpa (black cottonwood) is the source of this 690-nucleotide messenger RNA. RefSeq names its product protein RADIALIS-like 3. Lineage: Eukaryota; Viridiplantae; Streptophyta; Magnoliopsida; Malpighiales; Salicaceae. The record is from RefSeq and is a predicted model, not a curated record. Gene Ontology annotation, molecular function: DNA-binding transcription factor activity. Bases 216 to 452 code for a protein of 78 amino acids. The transcript is spliced from 2 exons.
GCUCCCUCAGUGAUGCCUUCACCAUACCAUCCCUUUACUUCCAAUUCAUCUUCCUCCCCACUUAACAGACCAUCUUUUCCCUUUUUUCUCUUUUGUGGAGUUCAAGCAUGUCAGGGUUCUGAACUAGUUCCUCGCUUUUUUCCCAGUCAAUCCUCCAAAACCUGUCAACACCCUUUACCUCCAGUAGUUUCAGGACUGCACACAAUUUUUCACUGAUGUCUUCCAAUUCUCUCACCUCUUGGACACCUAAGCAAAACAAACUAUUCGAAAAGGCCCUGGCUUUACAUGACAAGGACACCCCUGACCGCUGGCAUAAUGUUGCCAAAGCUGUGGGUGGGAAAUCUGCAGAGGAAGUGAAGAGGCACUAUGAGAUUCUCAUCAAGGAUGUCAGGGAAAUUGAGUCUGGCAGAGUUCCAUUCCCUAAUUACAGGUCAAGUGGAAACGGCAACUAAGGCAUUGGUAACCAAGCACGAGGUUCAAAAGGUACCAAAAGCUACAGCAAAUUACAAGAUGCAGCUUAGAAACUAGUUUUAAGUUGUUGAAUACACUACUUGUCCACCACUACUAUUUGCAAAAAAAAGUGUUGGAAAAGACACAUUGUCCACCAAGUUAAUAUUUUCCUGUUAUUAGUUUAUCCUAUAUGUUGUAACCCUCCUUGUAGAAUUAAAUCAGUGUAAUGAGUUUCCUAUA